Messenger RNA from Molossus molossus (Pallas's mastiff bat), 501 nucleotides. It is a transcript of the gene TEX22, whose product is annotated as testis expressed 22. The record is from RefSeq and is a predicted model, not a curated record. The transcript is spliced from 3 exons. NCBI's taxonomy places the organism in Eukaryota, Metazoa, Chordata, Mammalia, Chiroptera, Molossidae. The coding region runs from base 1 to 501 and encodes 166 amino acids.
AUGAACAACGAGGAGCAUUUGCUUAAAGUCCCUCCGGGGGAAAAGCCAGGACCACAGCUCUCCCAAGAGCGCAGGCUGCCCCCUCCCUCAACCAGCCAGACUGAAGCCUGGGGCCCGCCAGGUGCCCAGAGCAGUGGUCAGCAGGUACUGGAGACUCAGGACUGGGUGAGCACACCGCUGGAGAGCAGGCACCCCAGCCGCCACUGGUGCCUCAACAUCGACGAGCGCCGGCAGCGGGCCAUGGAGAGCGCCUCCGGGACCUCUGGCCAGGGCCUGCCUCGCCUCUCCCCACUCUCGCUGACCACGCCCCCGGCCCCUGGUCUCCAGGACGACAUCCUGCAGGUUGUGGCCCAGCUGGCAUCCAAGGACGUGGACAAGGACGUGCUCAUCUCCAACCUGCCCAGGUCUGCCGAGUCCACCCAGGGGGUCCUGGGCCAGAGCACGCCUCUCUGGCCCAACAGGACUUCGGAGACCUCGACCUUGAGGUGGCCACCGUCCUAA